Molecule: messenger RNA, 834 nt
Organism: Rotaria sordida
Lineage: Eukaryota; Metazoa; Rotifera; Eurotatoria; Philodinida; Philodinidae
Source: the annotation of a GenBank genome assembly
UUUGAUAUAUUUGUUAAUGAAUAUGCUAAUGAAAAAAUUGAUAUUAGAAAAGAAUAUUUAAAUUUUAUUCAACAACCAACUAGUUCUAUUCAAUUUUCAUUUAUUUUCUAUCCAUUUUUUUUAUCAACUAUAAAUAAAAUAGCAUUACUUAAUAUUGAAAGUAAAGCACGAAUGUAUCUUCAACGACGUUCAAUAUUUGUUCAUAAUAUAUUUAGUUCAAUUCGUUUAAAUCCAUUUUUUAAAAUACAUGUUCGACGUAAUCAUUUAAUUGAAGAUGCACUUAUUUCGCUCGAAUAUCAAGGUAUUGAACAUCCUGAUGAACUUAAAAAACAAUUCUUUGUCGAAUUCGAAGGCGAACAAGGUCAUGAUGAAGGUGGAUUAUCAAAAGAAUUUUUUCAACUUAUUACUGAACAAAUUUUUAGUCCAGAAUAUGGUAUGUUUAUGACAAAUGAAGAAACACGUUGUUUAUGGUUUAAUCCAUCAGCUGCUGAAGAUCUUGAUCGUGAAUAUACAUUAAUAGGCAUGUUAUUAGGUUUAGCUAUAUAUAAUUCAAUUAUUCUUGAUAUUAAAUUUCCACCUGUUCUUUAUCGUAAAUUAAUGGGUAAAAUUGGUACUUUUGAAGAUCUUGAAACAUCACAUCCGACUAUAUAUAGAAGUUUAAAAAGUCUUUUAACAUUUAAUGAAGAAAACGAAGGUAUGACUAUUGAAGAUGCAUUUGGUUUAACAUUUCAAGUUGCUAUUGCUGAUGCAAUGGGUUCACGAUUAUUAUUUGAUUUAAAAGAAAAUGGUGAAAUAAUACCAGUAACAAAUGUUAAUCGAGAAGUUAUUAAAUGA